AUUGUUCCGACAACCAUUGUAACAGUAUGCCUUGUCAAAAUGGAGGUACAUGUAUGGCUGCCAGUGAAGAUAGUUACAGAUGUUCCUGUCCUCUCGGCUACUCUGGAGAACAGUGUGAAUUUUCUCUCAACUCUUGCGCUAGUAACCCUUGUGCCCAGGGUGCUACUUGCGCAGUGCUAUCCCAAGGAGGCUAUUCCUGCAAGUGUCCACGAGGAAGGCGAGGGAUUCACUGCGAAGAACUCCACAGAGAUGUUAAAGAAGUGACAGUUCCUGAGUUUAAUGGAGAGUCUUUUCUUCAAUUACCGACAUUACCCAGCGUUGGACUGGCUUUUACAAUCGAAGUAUGGUUCCUAACAUAUAAACUUGAUGGAUUGCUGCUAUAUAACGGUCAGGAGAGUCCGCCAGGUGGCGACUUUGUAUCAUUGAACUUAGUUGAUGGGUUUGUCCAGCUUCGGUUCGACUUGGGAAGUGGAGUCGCCAGUGUGUCGGGAGUAGUGACCAUCACUUCUCCUUAUCCAGUCGUUUUAGGAGAAUGGCAUUCUGUGAAAGUGACUCGACAAAGACGUCGUGGGUCUCUACAGGUCGACGGUGGACUGGAGGUUUACGGUGAAUCUCGGGCGCCGUUGAGUGAAUUAAACCUUCAUCAGCCUCUGUUUGUAGGAGGAUUUAAAAGUUUGUCUGCAGUGAAUCAUCAUUCAGGAAUAUUCAAGGGAUUAACAGGAGCUAUCCAGAGAAUCAUGGUGAACGGAGAAUUAUGGGAUAAUCUCAUGGAUAAAGCGACAACUUCGCACGGAAUUACACCGUAUGCCGGACCUCCCUGUACAGAAGGAGUUUGUCUGAAUGGAGGGAUCUGUGUCCCCAAGCUGAACGAGUUCACGUGCCGAUGUCCCAUGGAUUUUAUCGGUCUUCGAUGUGAGCAGAGUAUGGCGAAAGAUGAUCGGGAUCGCCCAGUGUCUUUUAAUGGAAACACGUAUUUCAGUUUUCCUAACAGGAUAACUAGAAGUGAACGUCUAUCGCUGGAAUCUAGAGAGACAGGGUAAGACUUGUUUUGUUUUUUCUUCUACACCUUGAAUUGUAACAGGGUCAAACUAACAGAAUAUAAGUUUGGGUGUGGGUUUAAGUAACCGUUUGAUGUUGUUAUCGCCUUUCUUCUUUUUGAAAAACAAACACUCUACGUGA
This is a messenger RNA of Limulus polyphemus (Atlantic horseshoe crab), 1179 nucleotides long. Its product is annotated as agrin-like. The coding region runs from base 27 to 1040 and encodes 337 amino acids. The record is from RefSeq and is a predicted model, not a curated record. The transcript has 8 exons. Gene Ontology annotation, molecular function: calcium ion binding. NCBI's taxonomy places the organism in Eukaryota, Metazoa, Arthropoda, Merostomata, Xiphosura, Limulidae.